AUAGUAUUUACUUUUUAGUCAAAAGAAAAUAUAAUCUUCAAAUUGAGCUGAAAAACGAGAAAUAAAAUAAGAAGCAAUCGGAAAAAUGGCCGCCGGCACGGCAAAUCUAUCGGAAAAAAUGGUGCAUCCGGCCGUAAAACCUUUAUCUGACCUGCUUGGUACUUGGAAAGGUGAAGGCGAAGGCUUUUUCCCUACAAUUUCUUCCUUCAAUUACUCCGAAGAACUCCAAUUUACUCACUCUCCGAACAAGCCUGUGAUAGCUUAUUCUCAAAAGACAUGGAACUUGAAAUCUGGACAACCUAUGCAUUCUGAGAGCGGAUACUGGAGACCUAAACCCGAUGGGACCAUUGAAGUCGUCAUUGCUCAGAGCACUGGUCUUGUUGAAGUCCAGAAAGGAACAUUUGACAUGAAAGAGGGAGUUGUGAAGCUUAAAAGCGAACUGGUUGGCAAUGCUUCCAAGGUCAAGGAGAUAACUCGAGUUUUUAAAGUGGAGAAUUGUGAACUAUCAUAUGUUGUGGAGAUGGCCACCAGUCUAACUGAUCUUCAGCCUCAUCUCACAGCCUCUCUUAAGAAGCUCUAGGCAGGCAGCACGUUCAUGACCGGUGAUGUCAGUAUCUAUACUACAUCUCUGACACACUUGUUAACUAAUGUUUGUGUAUUGACAUUUUACCAGAAGUAUGAUAUUGAAUGUUAAUUGCAAGAUGAAACUCCUAUUCCCUUCUGUAAUAAUACAAGAUUACAGUUGCCUAUUUUUCAAGUGCUAUACUAUCUGUAUUGAGCUAUCAUUUACAAAACAUGAUCA
Messenger RNA from Solanum pennellii, 802 nucleotides. Its product is annotated as UPF0678 fatty acid-binding protein-like protein At1g79260. The transcript is spliced from 4 exons. NCBI's taxonomy places the organism in Eukaryota, Viridiplantae, Streptophyta, Magnoliopsida, Solanales, Solanaceae. The coding region runs from base 86 to 580 and encodes 164 amino acids. The record is from RefSeq and is a predicted model, not a curated record.